This is a messenger RNA of Gossypium raimondii (Peruvian cotton), 2165 nucleotides long. RefSeq names its product carotenoid cleavage dioxygenase 8 homolog B, chloroplastic. NCBI's taxonomy places the organism in Eukaryota, Viridiplantae, Streptophyta, Magnoliopsida, Malvales, Malvaceae. The coding region runs from base 96 to 1769 and encodes 557 amino acids. Gene Ontology annotation, biological process: carotene catabolic process. The transcript is spliced from 6 exons. The record is from RefSeq and is a predicted model, not a curated record. Gene Ontology annotation, molecular function: carotenoid dioxygenase activity. Gene Ontology annotation, cellular component: chloroplast.
CUCUUAAUUAACAAUCCUAGCGGUUGUCCUUAAUAGUUUCUUUUUUUGUUUCUUCAGCUGCAUAUACCUGAGCCUAUUCUUUAUCUCCCUCUCAGAUGGACUCCCUAUCACUUUCAGGUAUUUGCAGGCACCAGUUUUCACCCAUAACCAUGUUGGAUUUCAAUCAAUCCAAUCAUAGAAUAGAGAAGGCUGGUUUUGUUAGGAAACCGGAGAAGGGAGGGUUAACAAUCACUCAAGUGGCGAGUCCGUUGCGUCGGCCGGUGAUUGUUCCAUCGUUAGAUAACGAAACCGUAGACCGUCGUGAUCGGAACCACGUUGCAUGGACGAGUGUGAGACAAGAACGAUGGGAAGGGGAGCUAGUUGUGCAAGGAGAAAUACCUUUAUGGCUGAAAGGGACGUACUUACGAAAUGGCCCAGGUCUAUGGCAUAUAGAAGAUUACAACUUCCGUCACCUCUUUGACGGUUAUGCAACACUAGUCAAGCUCCAAUUCGAGAACGGCAUAUUAAUCGCGGGUCACCGACAAAUCGAAUCCGAGGCCUAUAAGGCUGCAAGGAAAAACAAAAAGGUUUGCUUCAGAGAAUUCUCAGAAGUACCUAAAUAUGAAAACUUCAUGGCUUAUGUUGGGGACAUCGCAAAGCUUUUCUCCGGUGCUUCAUUAACCGAUAACGCCAACACCGGCGUCGUCAAGCUCGGAGACGGCCGAGUAGUUUGCCUGACGGAAACUCAAAAAGGGUCCUUAGUUAUCGACCCUAACAGCUUGGAAACAUUGGGGAGGUUGGAAUAUAGUGAUAGUUUAGGGGGAUUGAUACACUCGGCUCAUCCCAUAGUGACUGAUGCCGAGUUCUUGACCUUGUUGCCUGAUUUGGUGAACCCUGGUUACUUGGUGGUGAGAAUGGAACCAGGGACAAAUGAAAGGAAAGUGAUUGGGAGGGUUAACUGUAGGAACGGACCAGCUCCCGGUUGGGUUCAUUCAUUUCCAGUGACUGAACAUUAUGUUGUGGUGCCUGAAAUGCCAUUAAGGUACUGCGCUCAAAAUUUACUCAGAGCUGAACCUACUCCAUUGUAUAAAUUCGAGUGGCGUCCUGAAUCUAAAGCCUUCCUUCAUGUUAUGUGUAAAGCUAGUGGAAAAAUCGUGGCCAGUGUGGAAGUGCCAUUAUUUGUUACAUUUCAUUUCAUCAAUGCGUAUGAAGAGGAAGAUGAAGACGGUCGGGUGACUGCUAUAAUCGCCGAUUGUUGUGAACAUAACGCUGACGCCACCAUUCUUGAUCAGCUUAGGCUUCAAAAUCUUCGCUCUUUCAAUGGCAAGGACGACUUAUUACCGGAUGCAAGGGUGGGAAGAUUCACAAUUCCGUUGGAUGGGAGUCCCUAUGGGAAGUUGGAGUCGGCUUUGGAGCCUGAUGAACAUGGCAGAGGCAUGGAUAUGUGUAGCAUCAACCCUACAAAGUUGGGUAAAAAAUACAGAUAUGCUUAUGCUUGUGGAGCCCAACGCCCAUGUCAUUUCCCCAAUACCCUCACCAAGCUUGAUUUAGUAAAGAAGAAGGCAAAGAAUUGGCAUGAAGCAGGAGCUGUGCCGUCUGAACCAUUCUUCGUGGCUCGGCCAGGGGCAACCGAGGAAGAUGAUGGAGUUGUGAUCUCCUUGAUUAGUGAGAAAAAUGGAAAUGGGUAUGCUUUAUUGUUAGAUGGAUCAACAUUUGAAGAAAUUGCAAGAGCAAAGCUCCCUUAUGGUUUACCAUAUGGACUACAUGGAUGUUGGGUACCCAAAGAAUAAAAAUCACUACUUCACCUUCCUCACAACCAGAAUCUUCUCAGGGUUCAUAUAUAAAUCAUGACCAAAUGCUGGUGAUAGCGUUGCCAUAUGAUAAUACAUAUGCAUUUGACAAAUUAAUAUGAAGAAAUAGAAAGAAAAGAAAAGGCACUAAGAACAAAAGAAACUAUAUAAUCAGCCAUGAGAGAAGUUUUGAACUUCACAACCGAGAUUAUCGACUGAUACAUACGUUUUUCCCCACUUGUGAAGUUAAAAAAACUCCAUUACCAAAGUAUGAAAUAGAAACUCUAAGAAAAAAAUAGAAUGUAUAGUUAGUUUGUGCCGUGCAGGAGUGAAAGAUAUGUAAGCAUUCUUGACAAUAUAUGUAAGCAAAAGUAAUAAACUAUCAAUCUUAUUAUA